AUGCCAUCAGUAUACACCCAUAUUACACUCGAUAUCACCGACCAGAUUGGAGUCAUCAAGCUAAACAGACCGUCGGUCUUGAAUUCCUGGAACGAGGCCAUGCUCGGGGAGAUGAUCUCUGCGUUCCGCGAGCUAGAUCAGCAUGAACGAACAGUGUUUACUGUGCUGACCGGCGAAGGGAGGUUCUUUUCCGCUGGGGCUGAUAUUCGACAAGACAUUCCAAAAGCACCGGAAAAUGCAACCGCCGCAGAGAAGAAACUGUUCUAUAUGCGCAAGUUCUCACGCGACCACACCAAGAUCCUCGUCUUAGCACUCAACGGCCCUGGCGUCGGCGGUGGUGCAGCCUGGUUCACUGGGCUAGCAGAUAUUAUCCUCGCCGUCUCUGGCGCAUACCUGCAAGUUCCGUUCAACAGCCUUGGACUGGUACCAGAGUUCGGUGCAGCGCAGACCUUUGCACAGAGCAUUGGUGUGCGCCGCGCAAAUGAUCUUCUUAUAUUUGGGCGGAAGUGUUCUGUCGAGGAGCUGGAAAACUGGGGACUUAUCAACAGGGUUUUUCCCGCACAGGGAUUCGUGGAUCAAGUGUUGGCUUAUUUACAGGGACAAUUAGAGGCUAAUGAUGGGGGAAGUAUGCUUGAGACGAAGAGGUUGACGAAUGGUCCUUUGAGGGCCGAACGAAUGCUGGGAAUGAUUGAUGCGGCGAAUGCGCUGGCGGAGAGGUUUGUGGAAGGGGUUCCAUUUGAGAGGUUUGCAAGGAGAAAUGAAGAACUAAAGAUGGCGAGAAAGGCCCGCAGCGGCAAGGAGAAGGCGUCUCUUUGA
This is a messenger RNA of Aspergillus nidulans FGSC A4, 816 nucleotides long. RefSeq names its product enoyl-CoA hydratase/isomerase family protein. Gene Ontology annotation, cellular component: peroxisome. Lineage: Eukaryota; Fungi; Ascomycota; Eurotiomycetes; Eurotiales; Aspergillaceae. The transcript is spliced from 5 exons. The coding region runs from base 1 to 816 and encodes 271 amino acids. The record is from RefSeq and is a predicted model, not a curated record.